Molecule: messenger RNA, 1042 nt
Organism: Mycena citricolor
Lineage: Eukaryota; Fungi; Basidiomycota; Agaricomycetes; Agaricales; Mycenaceae
Source: the annotation of a GenBank genome assembly
AUGGAUUCAGGCUCACUCCCACCAUCAAUCACCGAGCCCAUAAUCGCGGCCUACGCACAGGGCAUUCGGCCAGCGUUUGCCUUUAUUCUGAUACCUACCAUUUUCUCAGCCAUGCUCGUGCCCCUUUUCAUCAUGCUCUUGACGCUUUCGACUCCCCAGCUCCGCCGCGGACCCAUCUUCAUUCUCAACACCGCUGCCAUCUGCUUCGGCUUGAUUCUCGCAGCUGCGGCUUAUCUUACCGCUCAGAUGGAAACCAUUCUUUCGCCAUUCCGCACAAUCACCAAAGGCGAAGGUGAGCUCGUGUUGCCGCCUAUCGGACGAGGCGUCAUAAACAUCCUCUUCACCAUCGGCUGGGCAAAGGGGCUAUUCCGCCCCGAGACCAUGAAUCAAUUCGAGGUCCUAGAACAGCUCAACCCGGUGUAUUUCAAAUUGGGGUAUACCCUCGAACUGUUGGAUAAUGCAUACAUCUCAGCGCUAUUCCUCUGGCGACUCGGCCGGACGGGGCGUGUAUUCAAUGGUGAAUCAAUAGGCAGGUUUGACCAUAAGGAAUCAUACUCUGACCGUUUGAAAAACCUGUUUUGGAUUGCCAGCACAAAUUUUGUGUUCCCGAUCAUUUUCAGUGUGUCACAGAUUGCAACUUUGUUCAGGGGACAUACGACCACUGCUGCUGGUCUCCACCUGGCCAACUGUUAUGUUGAAAUCAUCUCGACUGUCUUUGCCACCAUAUGGUCCUCAACAGCUUCCUUUGCUGAGGCAACCAAGGGAACAUUGGCCUCAUCUAUACGCUUUGCACAGCCAAGAACAUCGCCUGGCCUGCCAAUAGAAUUGCAUAUAGACCAAGUGAUAAGUGUUACAACAGACUCUCUGCCAAUCCAAGGACAAGAAGGAAAACCUGGUGGGGUUUAGUACCUAUUAGUCCAGUCAUCAUUCUGAGCAGAAAUUCCUUUCUUUUGGGAGCACCCUGAGUGAUGAGAUGAUUUACUUGUUGAGCACUGGGGAGAGCAUCUAGCAGCUCACCUGUGUGAGUGAGAGCUUAGUGUGG